AUGCCCCGUCAAACGAAUCCUCAACCCACCCAACAAAGUCCGCAAAAUCCGGUAUAUCCACCUGGGCAUGUCGUUUGCAAACAGAUAAAUAGAGAGCAGUUUUCCAGACGACAAGGAAAUGCUACACUAGACAUCUCUAGAACAACUACCUACAAUACGAACAAAAUCUUCAGCGACAUGGCACCCCUUCCAACUCGUCCCUUGGGCAAAAACGGGCCCCAAGUUCCUCGCCUCGGCUUUGGAACUAUGGGCUUGAGCGUCUUCUAUGGCCCUGUCAAGCCAGAUUCUGAGCGUCUAGCACUGCUCGACAAGGCAUACGAGCUCGGCGAGACAUUUUGGGACUCUGCCCAACUAUACGGCGACAGCGAAGUCCUCAUCGGCAAAUGGCUCGCCGCCAACCCCUCCAAGCGCAAGGACAUUUUCCUCGCCACAAAAUUCUACUACCGACUCGUCAACGGCGAGCGCGUCACCGACACGACCGCCGAAAACGCCAAGCGGUGCUGCGCCGAGUCUCUGGAGCGUUUAGGCGUCGACUCCAUCGACCUCUACUACGCCCACCGUCUUGACCCGAACACACCCGUUGAAGAGACUGUCCAGGCACUCGCCGAGCUCAAGGCCGAGGGAAAGAUCAAAUACCUUGGUCUGAGCGAAUGCAGCAGUGAAUCGCUACGCCGCGCAUGCAAGGUCCAUCACAUCGACGCCGUGCAGGUCGAAUACUCCCCCUUCUCACUAGAAAUCGAAUCAGAGCAAAUCGGCCUCCUCAAGACUGCGCGAGAGCUCGGCGUCGCCGUCGUCGCAUACUCCCCUCUCAGUCGCGGUAUCCUCUCCGGCACAAUCCGCGAACGACCAGACUACGGCGCAGACGAUAUCCGCGCGAUCCUCCCGCGAUACAGCAAGGAGAACUUCCCCAAGAAUGUCGAGGCGGUCGAUAAGCUGAGGGCACUCGCUGAGGAGAAGGGCGUCACGGUUACGCAGCUUACGCUAGCGUGGUUGUUGGCGCAGGGUGAUGAUAUCUUUCCGAUCCCGGGGACAACACGCGUCGAAGCUCUGGUUGAGAAUGUGGAGUCGCUGAAGGUUGAGCUUACGGAGGAGGAGGUGAGGAGGUAUAGGCAGAUUGUGGAGGAGUCGGAUGUCUCUGGCACGAGGUAUCCGGAGGCGUUUAGUGCUACGUUGUUUGUGGACACUGUGCCGCUUAAGGCUUGA
Molecule: messenger RNA, 1203 nt
Organism: Aspergillus calidoustus
Lineage: Eukaryota; Fungi; Ascomycota; Eurotiomycetes; Eurotiales; Aspergillaceae
Source: the annotation of a GenBank genome assembly